Messenger RNA from Chironomus riparius, 1476 nucleotides. The record is from the annotation of a GenBank genome assembly. NCBI's taxonomy places the organism in Eukaryota, Metazoa, Arthropoda, Insecta, Diptera, Chironomidae.
UUAGUGAAGGAUAGCCGUCACUUUUUGUGUGAUGUCAAGUGACGAGUAAAAUAAAGAAGAACUGAAUUUGAGGCUUGAUCGAGAAAUAUAAUGAAAGAGAUUUUAAUCGCAACCCUCCUUCUGGGUUGUCUAAUUGCAUCUGCAACGGCCGAACGUGGUCUGUUUGAGUUUCACGAUACUUACGGACGAUGUUGGCGCUGCUUGCCUGGUUCAUCAUGUGUCAGAUGUUCUACUAUUUUUGUACCAUUUGUGGCUGGACCGCCAGAUCCUUGGAACAGGACCUGCGAACAGCCUACAGCUGAUGUAUGUGCUAGUUAUCCUGGUGUAAAGUUUCCACAUCAGGAUAUUGGAUUCUAUUGGGUGUGUGCAGAUGAAGGUGUCAUUGUAGAAGCGCCAUGCUUUUGCGAUCAUGUUUUUGAUAUGAGAGCACAACAAUGUGUUAAAUCUGACGCAUUGACAUCAAUAGGAUGCGAUCAAUAUGCAAACCCUGAUCCACAUGACUGCUUGAGUGACGAACCACGUCCUCCUCCAUCGACCUUAGCUCCAACUGAUACAACAACACCAACAACGACAACAACAACAAUUGGUGGUCCAGCAAAUACUCCUUCAGUUCCAACAGCUCCAAAUGAUUCAACAACAACAACACCUGGAACAACGCCAUCGGUUCCAACAGCACCGAAUGAGCCAACAACAGAAUCUACUACAACGACAACAACAACAACAACACCAAUAAAUGGUGUUACAACAACAACAACGACAGCAGGACCAACAAGAACUACAGAAAUGGCUGGUCCAGGAACAUUAGAUCCAGGAAAUCCAACACCAGAUACAACACCAGCACCAUGUGUUUGUGUAGUUUGGUGGCCAUGCUGGUGUAACCCAUGCUGGAAUAUGCCAUGUCAUAGCUGUAAUGGCUGUGUUGGAAUGAUGGGAUAGGCACAAAAGCCACAAAAUAAUCCUUUGCCAGAAAGAACAUCAAUCAUCACAAAUGAAGAAGAUCAGAGGGAGUUUGCUUAGUUGUCUUAACUCGAAGGUGCUUCCUUGAGUCUGGAUAAUUGAGAUGAACCCUGCAGUGAGAGAUGAGCACAUUGUUGAUUUUAGGUUCUCAAUCUAGUGCAUUGUUGUCCAACCUUUUUUGUGCCAUGGCACAUGGGUUGAACAUCACUGACUUAACUUCAAACAAUUGGAAAUUACCCGAUUUUUUCGACCAACCCCGUUUGAUCUAAAUUUUAAUAAUGUGUUCCACUGACAUCCGAAAAGCACGACAUUAUGGUGACAUCAGGCAACUUUGUGGUCACUACUUAAAGGAUUCCUAUAAUCUUGUGCUUUUCGGGACAUAAAUCAGAGUUGGAAUCAUAAAUUUGACUCUGAUUUUUAUCUCAAAGAACAAGUUUGACUUGCGAUGGUGUUUAAAUGUUUGUAAGAUGAAAUGCCAUCAUGACUUGAGCUUGUGAACCAAAGAAUAAAGUAGUCGAU